AUAGUCCGUUUGCUAAUGUCUCCUGAUCGUUACAGCUGACUCUAGGACACCUUAUAGUCUUUUACGUUGUUGAAUUUCACGAAUUUAAUGUAUAUCAUUAUUGCUGUCAUUUUAACAUCAAGUCAACAGUCUGGAUGGUAAUCAUUUUAGAAAACUUUUUGAAUGAUGAUAACAAUCGUGUAAAUAAUUAUGGAAGUGGGAUAUUGAGUGAAGUCAAAUUAUUUUCAAAGUUCAAAUUUCUUUGGAUAGCCUGUUCUAGGUCAUAUAGUAAAUCAAAUUUCCAUUUCCAGCUAUCAUCAUGUAUAUUUUUUUGAUGGAUCAAGGUCGCCUUGUCUCACUAGAUGACAACUUAUUAUCUCAAACGGUUUCAAGUCUACGGAAUGUUUUGGCUCAUGAUUUUGACCUACCAUUGAAUAAACAAAUUCUUUUAGUAUCAGGUGGUUUUCAGUUGGAACCAGGUGAUAAACUGUCAACUUAUGGUGCGGGUUUGGAUAAAACUAAUCCAAUUUAUGUGUUUACGCAAACAUUCUCAAAUGAUACAACUGUUCAAAAACCAGAUGUCUUGCAAGUCAAUGAUGGAGGGUAUCCACGACAACUUGCCAGUCUAUUAGAGUUAGCUCCAUCUGAAAAGGUAUUUGAAGAGCGACUACGUCUUAUUCGUUCACUUACUCCGAUUGGUCGUGAAGCUGCCAAUGCAAUUGAACAAUUGGUUUCUGAACAACGUCAAAUGAUACAGGGAUGGUGUGUUGCAUUAGCUAAUUUAGCCGAAGUAGCGGCAGAUACAAAUAAACGUUUGUUGUUUGCAACAAGUCGAUUAGUUCAAUUUGAAGGAUGUGUAUCAGAUUGGGAACGAAAAUUGUACAACUUCAACGAAUUAAAAAAGGAAUUAUCAGAAUUGCCGUUACCACCGCAGUUGGUAGCUGGAACUAGUGAAAUCCUUGAUCAGAAAGAAUCGUUCAAUUUUAACAAUAUUCCUAAACCAACAAAUUUAUACGAAUGGGUUUGUUUACAAUCUGCUAUAUCUAGCGUCGGGACGCGUUAUUCCUUACCAUCGUCAACAAUUAAAGCCGUUGGUUUACAAACGAUUGCAUUGUAUCUUGGUCGACAUGUCGGUGUUGGUAGUGGUAGUACUGGACGUGUUCGUACAACAAGUACUGGUCAUAUUGGUGUCGUCAGUGGUGCUAAUGAUGGUAUUAUGUCAAAUAAUUCAGGAUCCACUUGUAUUGGAUCAAAUCAACCUACUGGAGUUUCUUUUUAUACUGGUGGUUCUCAAACCAGCUUAAAUAGUUUAGGCUCUACAAAUUCAACAAAUUCCUCAGAUAUACGUUACAUCAUGGAUCAUCAUCAAUAUUCCAUCACCAAAGAUGGUAGCGAUACAAAUGUACAGGAUCCUUCUUCUUCAGCAUCUGAUUGUUAUGAGUCAGCGUUUUUAGAUAUAAUUAAACGUGCAUUACAUGAUAUACAUUCGUUACGAUUUGGUCCAGAUUCACCAUUCAAUUUUAAUGCUAAACCACCGGAUAAUUUCAGUAGUGAAUUAGUUUAUGUUAGAGCACAAACAAAUCGUUUAUGUGAACUGAUUACAAUGGUUACUAAUUGUUCAAAAUCAAAUUAUGAUGAAAUGACUACUUCUACUAUGUCUCAUCCUUCGACGAAAUCAUCAUCCAACAUUACUACUACUAAUCUUGUGACUGGACUGAAUACUGCAAUGUCUAGUUCGAAAGAUAUUUCUAUUGAUUCAAUGAACAGUGGUAUUACAUCAAAUGAUUGCAAUGGAGCAGUGAAUAAAAGAGAAAUCCCACUACGCACAUCAUCGUCAACAUAUUCGUCAACUUUAUUCCCAUCGAAAUUGCCAUAUAAUGAUGGUGUAGAUGAUAUACACUUGAUCAGUGUACGUGAUGCGUUAGAUCCAGGUUAUUUCAGUCAACGUCUUUCACAACUUGACCCUUUAUUGUGUGAAGCUGUAGAUCUAGCCAGAAAAAUGAUUGGAAUCGAACAGAAUUCUAUAAAAACUUUUCAACAGAUAAUCCAACAAAAAGUUAAUUCAUUAUUACAGACGAAAUUUAUAGAAAAUACCCAAAAUUCACAAGAAUUAAUUAUUGCAUUCAAUCGUCUUUGUGAAAUUCUCGGUAUUGUUAUGGAGAGUAAACUUUUACUGGCUAAUAAUUUGUUUGAUCGUCAACGUUGGCUACAAAAUUUCCAAUCAGAAUUAAAUCGUCUCGAUGCAAUUAUUCAACGUUGUCUUCGUCGUAUGUGUCGUGUCACUACAACUGGUACAUUAAUAUCUCAAUUAAAUGAAGCUGGUCCCACCUAUGCUCGCUGUUUAGCUGAAAUUGUUAGGCGUACGGAAUUCGACGAUAUGCUUACUCAACGAUCUGUAUGUUAUCUUAAAGAGGAAACUAAUUUGAGAACUGAAGAAUGUCGUCGACGGCGUAUAUUUUCUAAACAUUUAAAAAAUAACGUUCUACAUUCACUCUUUUCACCAUGGACUAGUUCAAAAGCGGAAUAUCUCGGGCUUACCAAUAUACCAGGAACAAUUUCUAUGUCACAAGAUGUAGUUGAACAGCAAAUGUGUGAAACAUCUACUACCACCACCAUUACUACUACUACUACUACUACUACCACUAUGACUACUACUACAUCUAAUCAAAAAGUCGAUUCACUUUCACAUAGUCCUCAAACAAACACAGCAGAAUUCACAGUGAAUCGACGAUAUGCCUUAUCUUCUUUAUCUGAACCACGUUUAAAUGAAUUAGCCAAAGCUUGUGCAUUGAAUCGUGUACAACAUUCGCGUGUUCGUUCAACUCGAUUAAAUUCACUCAGUUCACCAGAUCCUCAGUUGACUAAAGUUAAAGAAGAUGAAGUGAUUGAAUCGGAUCAAAGUAAAAAACGUUCAAAUUACAAUUGUCCUAUACAACAUCAACCAGUUCUGUUACGUCCACCACAUACUAAAGUAAUGCUUGAUGCUAAUCGUCGUGCUUCAAUGCCAUUUGAUGAAUCUGAUCGAGGUGAAUUAUCCAGUCUAUCAAAUUGGUCAGUUGAUUCGUCAUCAUUAUUAGGUAUAUUAUCGAAUAAUUUCUAUCAAACUGAUCAUCAUAAUCUAUCGAAUAUAACACAAUCAGUUAAAAUUACUCGUGAUGAUUUAGAAAGGUUAAUGCAAUCUAUGCCUACUAAUAUAUCUAAUUUAUUAAGGAUGGAAUUGAAUAAAUCGUUUUCACUAUUUAAAAAUACUUCUUUUCUACCUAAUUCAUCUUUGACCAAUCCGAGUGGGAGUGUUUCUUUAGAUCAAACAUCCAAUAUUGCUAACAGUACCGGUUUUAUCUGUAGUAAUAGUAGUAGUCCAUUAUCAAAUUUAAAAUCAACUAUCAUGACGCCAACAACAACUGCCAAAAUAUCCAUAUCUACAAUGAUAACUAGUACACAAAUUAAUAUGCCUGAAACAAAAUCUAUUACAACCUCUCCAUUUAGUAGUUUAGAGAAUAUAUCAACAAGAGAUUUUAUGAAUGUUGGUUGUCAAGCUGAAUUCGGUUUAAUUGGACCAAUUCUAAAUGUUGGAUCUGGUCGAAGCUUGAAUUCUAGCCUUGGAUUAUCUGUUGAUGAUUCAGUACGUCGUACUACAAUUCAUACAGUUAAUAAUAUUCAUACAGGCUGGGAAGAACUUCCAGGAAGUUUAUGUAGUUGGGAAUUAUGUCGUUUUCCUCCUGUGGCAGUACGUUCAGGUGAUCGUAUGUCAAUUUCUUUGAAUACGUUACCACGUUUUGAACAUUUAGUGACUACUGGUACACAAACUGAAGAACAAUUGGAAUUUCCAGAAUCUCAUAAUACAUCUUAUUCUCCUGUUAAACCUAUAAGUACGGAAGAAUUAUGCUUACAAAAUAGUGCGGCACACAGAAAAAAUUCAACUACAUAUGAGAAUGACGACAAUAUCGUUGAUUAUCAUCAUCCUCAAACACUUCAAACACCUACCACUACUACUACUACCACUAGUACUAUUGUUAAUCAACAUUCAUCUUCGUCAUCAUCGUCGUCACCGCCGUUUACAAUUCACAAUGAUGAAAUUAAUGAAGACAAUAUUAUUAUAUCAUCAAUAUUUGCUGAAGAUAAUUUAUUCACUGACUCUGCUCUAAUGAUGACUUCAAGUUUUCAUUCAACAAAAACAACCUUUUCCAAUAGUAUUAUUAAUAAUAAUAAUACUGAUAUUAGUAAUAAUAAUACAUCUUCAUUACAAAUGCAUACACCUUUCAUGUCAAUGCAUAAUCAAAGUCGAUCCAUGUCUUCUAGUAAUUUAUGUGAUUUAACAAAUGCUACUGACAUUUGUGGUAGCGAAAGUACAGCAACACAAUAUGAUUCAAUGAUAUACGAUGAUGAUAUGAAAACUUCUCGUGAUGUUCUCCUUUUAAAAUCAUCAUCAUUACCGGAAGUAAAAUUACACAAGUUCAUUGAACAACAAAAUCAAAUUACAUCAUUUACAUUAUUAGAUCAUAAUUGUUUCAAAUGUCGUUUAAAACGUAUUCAUCAAGAAUAUUUUCAAUUACUUCAAGAAAGUUUAAAAUUAAUCAAUAAUAAUUGUCAUGAUCAUACUGAUCAUUAUCAAUUACAACGAAGUACUUCUGAAAUUGUAAUUGAUAAUAAUAAAUCAUCAACAACUGAAAUAAACCAAUCUAAAUCAAUUUCAUUAGAUGCAAUACAAUUAAAAUGUCUUUUCAAUGUGUUGGAAUCAUGUUCAUUAUUAUUUUUAAAAUCCAAACACAUAUCAUGUCAAUCAUCUCAUCCUGUUUGUACGGAACUAAGCACAACGACAUCAUCAAAUGGUAAUGAUACUUGUUCAAAUGUUUCGCAACCAGAUUUAUCUACGACAUUCAGGCAAGAGACUAUUGACAGUUUAAUUGACAACGACUCAACAGUAAAAGAAUGUAUUAAUUGCAUUCAAUUGACUGAUAAUACAACGAACGAUACAGCAGUACCCGAUGAAUUGGAUUUCGGGCAGUCACUACAAUAUCUUAUGGAAACUUUACAGUUAAACAGUAUUAAUCCGGUUACCACGGUUUCCAUAUCUACAUCAACAUCACCGUUGUCAUCACAAGUAUUUCCAAUCAUCACUAGUAAUGAGUCGAUUUUAACACAGACAGAAAUAAUUCCAACCAUGGAUAUGGCUACAUCAAUAACAAUUCCCAAUAGCAUGUUCACUAAAGGUUCUGAUCUUGAAGGUAGAACAUCGCCAAUCUGUGAAGUUUCAACGAAUCUAACUUCUUCAUUGAUGUGUGCUACUACUACUAAUACUACUACUAUUAAUAAUAAUUAUAAUUAUCCAUUGUCAACUAUUUCUCGUUCUACUUCGCCAAUAUUACAACAACUAAAUCACAACAAUGAACAGACUUGCAAUCUUACAACUGGAUCUUCUUGCCUCAAUAAUAUUUCAUCAAAAUUAGCUAAUGAACGUUUUACUAGUUUUGUACAUGCUAACUUUUUGCCAGAUGAUAUUGUAAUAUUUGUUCCUGUUCCAGGAACUAGACCAAGUAUUUCAUCAUCAACAUUAAACACUUCUCCAACUGCAAUCACUACCUUUACUUCUGUCACAGCAACAACGACUUCUACUGCAAGCUGUAUUUCAUCACAAAAUUGCCAUAAUGCUGUAAUAGCAGAUGAUGGUACUGUUGCUACUACUACUACUACUACUAGUAGUAGUAGUAGUAAUAGUAAUAAUAAUGUUCAUGAUUCAACAAUGAUAACUAAAUCUGACAUUUGGUCAAUGAAUAGUAAAUUCGCUUCGAAUCUCUUAGAUGCUAUUUCACCAUCAUCUAGUUUAUUAUCAUCAAUGAUUGUUCAAUCAUCGUUACCAUUUUCAUCAAUAUUUAUGGAUUCGUUAACAGGAGGAGGAAUUAUAGUAGGAAGUUCUGGUACUAGCACUACUGAUACUAUUACAUCUGUCACUACUACAAACACAAGUGACAGUAAUACCUUAAUGAAUAGUAGUAGUAUCUUAUCUACGCCUAAAAACAUUUGUGCUUUAAUCAACAGUAGUAGUGUUGACAGCAAUAGUACAUUAGCUAAUGAAUUAUGUACAAGUACAUUUGGCGGUAAUUAUGGUACACUUUUACCUUCAACUACUACUCCGACUACUAAAUCUGGUUGUAGUAGCACUAGUGUCAAUACUACUACUACUACAACAACAACUGAAUCAUCCUUCACAACGUCCACAUCAACUAUCACUUAUGUUCAAUGGCGUAUGUUAUCCUCGGAUGGACAUGUUUACUUUUUACAUCAAGAUGAUUUUAAGGCAUUGAAUAUUGACGAUCAUAUUGAUUAUUGUAAGCCUAUGAGCUCUAACGUACAGGAAACAAAUUCAUCUCACCAUAGGAAUAUGUCGUUUAAAGAAGCAUUUCAGGCACAUAAUUAUUUUGUCGCAGCCAGAUACAAAAGUAAAGAACGUUGUUUAUCUAAACGAGCAAAUAAUCGAUUCAAUUUGCCGAAAAACUUUAUAUUUUACCGUGUUCGUGCUCGUCCUUUGUUGAAUAGUAAUAGUAGUAGUACUAACUGUGGCGGUGUUGGUGGUAUUCCUUCGUCACCUUCUCCAACUGGAAAUCUUAAUCGUCAGCAUCAUAAUAAUGGCAGCAAUAAAAAUUCUGUGAUUUGUGAUUCCCAUCCACUUAUUUUACCAGAUACAGAUGUUAAUAAAGAGUAAGUUUAUAAGUGACAUAUAUGUGAUUGACGGUGGUGGAGAGUAGGGGCGUUCCAAUCCGUUUGAGAUUUGUCCUCGAUGAGAAUAGGUCGGCGGGUGACGGUGGUAGAUAAUAAUCGAAGUAUUGUUGUAAUUAUUACUACUUAUUAUUAUUACAAAUAUUAUUCGCACUUUUAUUUUACUCUCCUUUGUUUUUCUCUCGUCAUUGUUGUCAUUGUUAUUAUUCUAACCUACUUGCAUACCUACCUACCUACCUACCAUAUCAUGCCUUUCAUACAUUACAUAUAUCACUUCAUCAAUCAUAAUAAAUUUCCUUCACAAUCAAGCAAGAUAUACCAAGGGUAAAAUUAAUAAAAAAGUAAUACUCUUUAAAAUGACACACACACAUCUACAUCUAUCAUAAUAUUAAGUUACCCCUCGACUAAUAUUGAAUGAUGGAACUCAUUAUACUAUCCCAUAACCCACAAUUAUACAGAUGUGGUUGAACGAAAAAUCGUCUAUUAUCAUUAGUACUAGUUCUCAAUAAUACAUUGAGAGAAAAGAAUUGAAUGUCAUUAUUCACAUUUCUGUUUCCUUAUUCUUCUACUUUGUCUCCCUUUAAACUUUUAGGAUAGUUCAUUACUACCAUUGAACUAUGUUGUUGUAUAUGAAACACUUACCCUUAACUAUUCUUUAUGAUUGUGUGAUCUCCUAUGUAUACACUAAUAUUUAUUAAGCGCCUGUGUCUUUCUUUUCCCACUUUCUCCCCUAUAUUAAACCAUAUAUAUAAUACAUAUAUAUGUAUUCCUUGUUUAUGUAUGAGGUACCCCUUUCCUCUUAUUCAUCUGGUUCAAGAGGUUAUUUAUUCUGUCUUCUUUAAACGUCUGGAUGAUUUCCAUCAUAGAACCUACUUCUGUCUGUUGGUUUUCGAUUGUUAAAUCUAAUCACUUGUUUGAAAAGUUUUUUUUGGCUUUAUUACGCACACACCCUUACCAUUUAUUUACAUAUAUUUUCUAUACUGUGUUCUUGUUCUAUGUUUGUGUUUCAGAUGAACAAUUGUGUAUAAAGCUAUCCAGUUCUCUUAACGACAUUAGUAUUAUUAUUGCCACUGUCCAUAAUAAACAACAUUGAUCAUGUUGAUGGUAUUCGUGGUGGUAUUUCCUUCUAUCUCUUUCUUUCUAUCUACAUUUAACAUCAACUAUGGCAAGCAAAAGAAUUCCGCAUAGAUUUUUCUCAUCUCUUUCUUAGAUUUUCAACUUGACAUGUAUAAAUUAUUGAUUAUUGUUUGUGUUUGCUUUAAAUACUGUGUAGAUUCUUCCUGAUAUAUUUUUCGCUCCUCUUCACUUAUUGUCAUCACUUCAAAAUGGGUAUAUAUGACCUAUCCAACUAUACCUAUACCUAUAUAUAUAUAUAUAUAUAUAUAAUUAUUUUUUACAGGCUUUUCUUUUUGAAAAUUAUUUCACAUCAUUUUGGUCUUGUAUUAUCUAAGACAAAUAAAAUCUUAUUAAACCUAUAAACUAAGCUAAUCCUAACUAAAUUGUUGAACAGUUACUGUUUUCUUACUAAACACAAACUAUAUACACUUUUUGUUUGUACUAAAAGAAUUGUCAUUAAUAUCAUCAUCAUCAUCAUCAUUAUCGUUCUUGUUAUUAUUGUCAAAACCUUUAUGCAUAUUAUGAUAACGUACGUACACAAUGAUAAAGCUUAACCGGUUUAUAUAUAUAUAUAUAUAUAUAUAUAUAUAUAUAUAUGUAUUUGUAAUUUACUCUGUACUAUAUAAAAGACUGAUAAAGUUUGCCCAUUUUAGAUAUAACACAGAUGUGUAUUCAUGAUCAUUUCUGUCAUGGUCUAUGUUUUGACUUUCUUUUCUCUUUUUUUUUCUUUUCUCUUUAUUGCAAUUGUUAAUCUUCUUUUUUUCUUUUUCCUUUAUUUAUUCUCUUUCAUUUAUAUUCUUUAUAUAUAAACACUGAGAUGAUAUAAAACAAUGACAAUGAACAAUUACACAAUUAUUCUCAUUUCAUACAACAAUGAAAACAUAACAACCAUUAUUAUUCAUACUCAGAAAUAAUUUCUAUUAAAUUAAAAGGAUUUUCUAGUUAAUAACUUAUACAUAUAUAGAUAUUGAAAGUAGAA
Schistosoma intercalatum is the source of this 8788-nucleotide messenger RNA. The record is from the annotation of a GenBank genome assembly. NCBI's taxonomy places the organism in Eukaryota, Metazoa, Platyhelminthes, Trematoda, Strigeidida, Schistosomatidae.